Messenger RNA from Theobroma umbraticum, 3774 nucleotides. RefSeq names its product putative calcium-transporting ATPase 11, plasma membrane-type. Gene Ontology annotation, molecular function: ATP hydrolysis activity; calmodulin binding; ATP binding. Gene Ontology annotation, cellular component: plasma membrane; intracellular membrane-bounded organelle. NCBI's taxonomy places the organism in Eukaryota, Viridiplantae, Streptophyta, Magnoliopsida, Malvales, Malvaceae. The record is from RefSeq and is a predicted model, not a curated record. Gene Ontology annotation, biological process: calcium ion transmembrane transport.
CAAAAGGCCAUCGGAAGAAGCUCUGAGGAGAUGGAGACGUGCAGUUUCUGUGGUCAAGAACCCUCGCCGCAGGUUUCGCAUGGUUGCUGAUCUUGCUAAACGUGCUGAAGCUGACCGCAAGCGCAUAAACCUCCAGGAUGUCCCUGACUGAGACUCAUGUGGUUCACCCUAUCGUCUCAUUUGGUUCAUAUUGAUUUGCGCGAAACAAACAAAGCGCAGGCUGGCAGGCUAGCAAGAUAGUCGUCGUCGUCGUCUACCUCUACAUAAUACAAACUAAUUAAUUGCGUGAUAUAAGAAGCAAACAGUACAGUCCUUCAAUUCUCCCUGAUGGGGCGGUCAUUUGGCAUGUUUUCUGAGGUCAGCUUCCUCGUUAGAAAUGUCGAAAACGCGUACAAUCAUAUCAACUACGUACGCAGAAAAUAAAACCAAGUCCAUUCAUUGAUGGCUGCUGAACUUUGGUUCUUGCUUUGAGCUGGCAUCUGAUUCUGUAGUUGGCAGUUGGGGAACAAUGGGAACUUUCCUAGGCUUCGGGACCAGUCUCUUCUGUCAUCUGUAAUUUCAAACCAAAAGAAGUUUCUUCCAUAGAAUUUCAAAGUACGGGUCAAAAAGGAAAAGUUAAGAGUAGCUCUUUACGUGCAAAAAGCGGCGUUGCAUUUCAUCGAUGAACAGCAGGCAAGCGAGUCCAAUACAAGCUUCCGGAAGAUGUCAGGCAAGCUGGUUUUGACAUUGGAGCUGAUGAGCUAGCAUUCGUUGUUCACUCCCAUGACAUGAAGAGCUUCGAAGAUCAUGGAGGAGUUGAAGGCUUAGCAAAAAAGGUCUCUGUAUCUCUGACCGACGGUGUUGUUCCAACUAAUAUUCCACUCAGGCAAAAAAUAUAUGGCUGCAACCAAUUUGCUGAGAAACCUGCUAGAUCCUUUUGGAUGUUUGUAUGGGAAGCCCUGCAUGACUUGACUUUGAUUAUUCUCAUGGUAUGUGCUGCUGUUUCUAUAGGUGUUGGAAUUGCUACUGAAGGGUGGCCUGCAGGUAUGUUUGAUGGGAUAGGAAUUGUACUCUGCAUUUUCCUGGUGGUUUUGGUCACGGCCAUAAGUGAUUACAAGCAGUCCUUGCAAUUCAAAGACUUGGAUAAAGAGAAGAAAAACAUAGUUGUUCAGGUCACCAGAGAUGGAUGCAGGCAGAAGAUUUCUAUCUAUGAUUUGGUGGUUGGGGAUAUUGUUCAUCUAUCAAUUGGAGAUCAAGUUCCUGCAGAUGGUGUUCUUAUAUCUGGUUACAGCUUAUCAAUUGAUGAAUCAAGCUUGUCAGGUGAGAGUGAGCCUGUAACUGUUACUCAACAGAGGCCUUUUCUUCUCGCAGGGACAAAAGUCCAAGAUGGCUCCGCCAAAAUGUUGGUGACUACAGUUGGUAUGAGGACUGAAUGGGGAAGACUGAUGGUUACUCUAAGUGAAGGUGGAGAAGAUGAAACACCUCUACAGGUGAAGCUCAAUGGAGUUGCCACCGUUAUUGGAAAGAUUGGUUUGGGUUUUGCUGUCUUGACACUUUUGGUUCUGACCAUAAGGUUUGUUGUGACAAAGGCACUGCAUGGUGAGAUCGCAGACUGGUCUGUGAGUGACGCACUGAUACUCAUGAAUUUUUUUGCCACUGCAGUGACUAUUAUUGUAGUUGCAGUUCCGGAAGGGUUACCACUGGCAGUAACAUUAAGUCUUGCAUUUGCGAUGAAAAAGUUGAUGAGUGAUAAAGCUCUUGUUAGACAUCUCUCUGCAUGUGAGACAAUGGGAUCAGCUACUACCAUUUGCACUGAUAAGACGGGGACACUGACUACUAAUCAUAUGGCUGUCAAUAAAAUUUGGACUUGUGGACGAACAAUAAAAAUUGAAGGCAACCAAAGUGAGGAAGUUUUGCAGUCCUCAAUCACUGGAGAAGCAUUCAACAUACUUUUGCAGUCCAUAUUUCAAAAUACGGGUGCAGAAGUAGUCAAAGGAAAAGAUGGAAAGAAUAACAUAUUAGGUUCUCCAACAGAGAUAGCAAUAUUAGAGUUUGGUUUGCUUCUGGGGGGUGACUUCAAAAUCCAUAGGAAGGAAUCUGAAAUUCUGAAAGUUGAGCCCUUCAAUUCAGUGAAGAAAAAGAUGUCCGUCCUUGUCUCCCUAUCUAACGGUGGUGGGCACAGAGCAUUUUGCAAAGGUGCAUCAGAAAUAAUUUUAAAAUCUUGCAAUAAGAUAAUCAAUGCUGAUGGGAAUGCUGAGCCUCUAUCCGGAGAACAGAAGAAGUGCAUCACUGAUGUGAUUAAUGGCUUCGCCUGUGAAGCCCUAAGGACUCUAUGCUUGGCUUUCAAGGAUGUAAAGGACACUUCUAAAGGAGACAGCAUUCCUGAAGAUAACUAUACACUCAUAGCUGUGGUUGGAAUUAAGGAUCCUGUGCGUCCGGGGGUAAAGGAAGCAGUGAAAACUUGUUUAGCCGCUGGGAUUACUGUGCGGAUGGUCACUGGAGACAACAUUAAUACCGCUAAAGCUAUAGCAAGAGAAUGUGGAAUUUUGACAGAUGAUGGUUUGGCAAUUGAAGGGCCUGAUUUUCGUGACAUGAGUCCGCAGCAGAUGGAGGAGACACUUCCAAAACUGCAGGUUAUGGCCCGAUCAUUGCCCUUGGAUAAGCACAAGCUAGUAACCCACUUGAGGAAGGAGUUUAAAGAAGUCGUGGCAGUGACUGGUGAUGGGACAAACGAUGCACCUGCUUUGCAUGAGGCUGACAUUGGACUUGCUAUGGGAAUAGCCGGAACAGAGGUUGCAAAAGAAAAUGCCGAUGUUAUCAUAAUGGAUGAUAAUUUCACGACUAUUCAGAAUGUUGCCAGAUGGGGGCGUGCAGUUUAUAUCAAUAUCCAAAAGUUUGUACAGUUCCAGCUCACAGUUAACAUUGUCGCUCUCAUGCUCAAUUUCAUUUCUGCAUGCAUCUCAGGUUCUGCUCCUCUCACGGCUGUUCAGCUGCUGUGGGUGAACAUGAUCAUGGACACUCUCGGUGCAUUGGCAUUGGCUACAGAACCUCCUCAUGAGGGCCUGAUGAAAAGACCUCCUAUUGGAAGGGAUGUAGCUUUCAUCACCAGGAUCAUGUGGAGGAAUAUCAUCGGCCAGAGCAUUUAUCAAUUGAUCGUACUUGCAAUUCUCAAGUUUGAUGGCAAACGGCUUUUGCAGCUUUCUGGUUCAGAUGCUACUGCCACUUUGAACACAGUCCUCUUCAAUACCUUCGUAUUUUGCCAGGUGUUCAAUGAAAUCAAUAGCAGGGAUAUGGAGAAGAUAAAUGUUAUCCGAGGCAUCUUUGAUAGUUGGCUAUUCAUUAUGGUGAUGGUCUCUACAGUGGCUUUCCAAAGCAUAAUAGUCGAAUUGUUGGGUACUUUUGCAAACACUGUGCCACUGAGCUGGGACUUAUGGCUGGUCAGCAUCUUACUCGGAGCAGGAAGCCUCAUCGUUGCUGUUAUCCUCAAAUGCAUUCCCGUUGAGAAAAGCAAGGAAGUUCCCACAACCACGAACCAUGAUGGCUACGAACCACUCCCAAAUGGUCCAGAUAUGGCAUGAAUCAUCCAGGUCGUUAGAAAUGCCAAUGCAGGUUCAGACUCGAGGAAAUCAAUUCAAAACGAUGGUCGUAACAUAUAGGCAAAACAAAAUUCUUUCAUUGGAGAGAAAUUCUUACGAUUCUUUAUUCUUUUGCAAAUUUUAAACCGACUUGACAGCCUUUUUUGCCAGCAAAUCAACAACAAUCUUCCUAACCUUAAUCUUGAAACCUUACCCUAAU